Coregonus clupeaformis (lake whitefish) is the source of this 1952-nucleotide messenger RNA. Its product is annotated as myoneurin-like. The record is from RefSeq and is a predicted model, not a curated record. Gene Ontology annotation, molecular function: RNA polymerase II cis-regulatory region sequence-specific DNA binding; DNA-binding transcription factor activity. Gene Ontology annotation, biological process: regulation of transcription by RNA polymerase II. The transcript has 7 exons. The coding region runs from base 175 to 1824 and encodes 549 amino acids. NCBI's taxonomy places the organism in Eukaryota, Metazoa, Chordata, Actinopteri, Salmoniformes, Salmonidae.
UAUGCAGUGUUUCGUUUGGAAAUUUCUCAAAGCCAGAAAGAAAACAGGGGAUUGCGGAGGAAACUACAGCUACUGGAACUGAAGGUGGCACGGGAGCGCGCAGAGAGGACAACGCGAGAGCGCGUCCUCGCCAGUCGUCCCAGUAGUGUCAAGCUCAUUGACCGAUACAGAGGAAUGGCAAGAGGUGAAGGGCAUCUCACUGGAGGCCAUUGGAACUUUGUGAAGCCAGCAGGACACAAUACAUGGAGCGAUGACCAACCAAUCACUGUUGAUGAGGGCAGUGGAACCUCAACCCAGCAUGUUAUCGUGAUAGAGUCUGCAGAGGCUGCAGGUCCUGGGGUCAAGCUGGAGAAGUCUGAAGGAGAGGAGGACCCACGGCACAGCAGAGACAUCCAGACUGGAGCGGCUGGAGCUCCCCCUGUAGUCACGGAGGACCCCACCACCGCCCCAGCACCGCCUAGGACCCAACGCAGCAUCACGGAGGCCAGUGGAACGCCGGAGGAGGAGGAGGAGGAUCCAGAGGUGCUGCUGAUGAAGGAGGAGGGGUGUGAGGAGGGUCUUGGGAACCCUGAGGGGACCAUGGUAAUGGAGGACAACCAGACUACACCUCCUCCUGAACCCACAGAGGAACCAGCUGAGCAGCACAGGACCACACACAGUCUCACUGAGUCAGUAGACAUGGAGGAUGGGAAGCCUGAUCUGCUGCUAUUCAAAGAGGAGACAAUAGAAGACGGACCAGAGAGCAUUGACUUGCUGAGUGGACUAAAGAUGGGGGAGCAAGGUGGUUGGCAAGAAGCUAACAGAGGAGACUGGGGAGCCAUCUUGGAUUCCCAGACCCAGAUGGGUGCAGCCAAGGGCCCGGGGGACAACAUCACAGAGCAGGCCAGGACCAGAGGCGAAAUAGUGGAGGUCAGUGGAUGGGACAUUAUCCUCAACUCUGGGCUGGGGAACAACACUGUUAACCACAACCAGAAACAGACAGUUGAACACAAAACAACAUCCGAAUUUAGUCUCCAUGACAACAGACUGGCUGAGACCAGGGCGAGGCAUAGAUUUGGUCUGCGGGGACAGGGAGGUGUCCGUAUCUGGAGGGAGAAAACAGACUUGGCUAGCAAUGCUCCGUUCUGGUCCUAUAGUGAUUCAGAGAGACUUAUGGCGCCUCAGGUUAACCCCCUAACAGGUGCUGCCUUCAGCCUGCCUUCUAUAGGAUCUAUCAACUGGAACAUGGACCCUGUGACAACACAGACACUCCCUGGCCUUGGUCCUCCUCACACUCUCCUAAUGUUAAACCAGACCUCAGCCAAUGCCAGUGCCUCAACAAUAAAUGGCUACACAAGCCCAUUAAAAAAUGACAGUAAUAGAGACAGAAUCAGUAAAGGUGGUGGCGACAAAGAGAAGUGCUUCCAGUGUUCGUUCUGUGGGAAAGCCUUCAGUUUCCCCAAACAAGUGGAGAUCCACCAGAGGAUGCACACGGAGGAGAAACGAUUCAGCUGCCACCUGUGCCAGGCCAGUUUUUCGGACUCGUCCAACCUGAAGAGGAUCCAUCAGAGGGUCCACACAGGGGUGAAACCCUUCAGCUGUACCCAGUGUCACAUGCGCUUCGCCCAGGCUUGCAACCUGAAGAGGCACCAGAUGGUCCACACAGGGGAGAAACCCUACAGCUGCCCCCAGUGUGAGAAGAGGUUUUCCCGCCAGCACCAGCUGAAGACGCACCUGAAGGUCCACACGGGAGAAAGGCCUUUUGUCUGUACGCACUGCGGAAAGAGGUUCUCAGAGAGGAGCUACCUCAUGAUACACCAGCAGAAAAACCAUUCCACUCUAUAACAUAGAAAGUAACCAUUCCACUCGAUAGCGUUUGACGUUUAGAUCAAACCCUGCAUUAAAGACAUAUGAAUGGUAAUUGUUUUCAACAGAAAAGACCCAUAGAUUAAUAAAAACCCAUUAGGCUACAA